GAAGUACUGGUCCUUCAUUUACGGCUUCUCCAUCUUUAAACCAGCUGUACCCAUAUGAACCUUCUCCACCAUCGCAGCGGUUUUUGCAGCCCUAUAAAAGGGUCUUGGCCAGUGAGUGGUCUCAGAAAGAAGAACCAGCAGCCUCAGUGAGAUAAGGAGCAGCUCAGACCUCUGCUCUCGACAUGGAGAUGACUUCUAAACUUAUGUUUCCUAUCGUGGCGAUUUUCCUUCUCGUCGCCUGCAGUCCGUCGGAGGCUUGGUACAAGCAGGUGGCCGGACCGAACUACUACUCGGUGGGCAGAGCGUCCGGCUUGCUGUCCGGGAUCCGGAGGUCGUCAUCGUACGCAAGGAGAGAAGAAUCCCCCUCAGAGAGCGGAGAGUCUGCCACCAGCAGCGUCUUAUCUCAGUUCCUCUCUCAUAACUCUGUUUUAAAGACGAUGCCUCUUUGCAUUAAAGACAUUACCCCAAACCUGCAGAGCUGUGAACUCUUCCAGGAAACCAAAGGAUCUCUGAAAUGCAAAGCAGAUGUCUUCCUCUCGCUGGACUCCUCAGACUGUGAAGGAGACUGAUUGCUGUCCUUGGAUCAUGAAGCAUAAUUCUUAAAAGGACAUUUAAAAAAAA
Xiphophorus maculatus (southern platyfish) is the source of this 621-nucleotide messenger RNA. RefSeq names its product neuropeptide B-like. The record is from RefSeq and is a predicted model, not a curated record. The transcript has 3 exons. NCBI's taxonomy places the organism in Eukaryota, Metazoa, Chordata, Actinopteri, Cyprinodontiformes, Poeciliidae. Gene Ontology annotation, molecular function: G protein-coupled receptor binding. Gene Ontology annotation, biological process: G protein-coupled receptor signaling pathway; feeding behavior. Bases 183 to 569 code for a protein of 128 amino acids.